Molecule: messenger RNA, 966 nt
Organism: Laccaria bicolor S238N-H82
Lineage: Eukaryota; Fungi; Basidiomycota; Agaricomycetes; Agaricales; Hydnangiaceae
Exons: 8
Coding region: 1-966 (321 amino acids)
Source: RefSeq, a predicted model, not a curated record
AUGCGUUUGUUUGUCCGCAACUCGACUGCGGGCCCUGUCACUACCACAGAAAUCAAACCACUGUGUAAGCAUAAGAUCGGUGGUAGAAACCUCAUCGUUUGCAUCGACGGUACCGCAAAUCAGUUCGGAGACAAGAACACAAAUGUUAUCGAAUUGUAUCAUCGCAUUUUAAAGGAGGUCAAGGACAACCAGAAAACUUGGUACAACAGUGGUAUCGGGACGUACGCCCGGCCAUCUUGGAAAUCGUUCAAAUUCUACCGACAGGUCCUUUCUCAUAAGAUCGAUUUGGCGAUCGCAUGGAAUUUUGAACGGACAGUCUUGGGUGCAUAUCGCUGGUUGUCAGACAAUUAUGAGCCUGGGGAUUGUAUAUUUCUUUUCGGUGCAUUAGAACAAUAUGUGAUUUGUUUGUCUGUCGAUGCUGAGGGAUCUACAGGGUUUUCUCGUGGUGCAUUCCAAGUCCGCGUACUCUCGGCAAUGAUUGACAAGGUCGGCCUGAUCCAUAAGGGAAAUGAGAUGCAGAUCCCAUUUGCAUACGAGCUAUAUGCAGACCCGAAAAGUGAUGAUGAGGAAUUAAGUCCAGUGACUCAAGCUGGAUCGCCUCCGGAGAAGAAGCUCAAGAGCAGCGCUGCCGAGCGUUUCAAGCGGACCUUCUCAAACAAAGUACGGGUGCAUUUCGUUGGUGCCUGGGAUACCGUCUCGUCCAUUGGGAUUGCACGCGAAAAGAAGAUGCUCCUUGGGACGGUCGACAGGAUGAAACAUGUCUGCUUCUUCCGCCAUGCACUGGCGCUCGACGAGCGACGGGUCAAGUUCUUGCCCGAGUACGCUUAUGGAGGUUCGGUCACUGGCGAAACUACCCAAUAUAUAUCCCCAAGUGACGGGGUGGACCACUCGAAGGGCAUGGACAAGGUGCAUCCACAAACCUUGGAAGUCUGGUUUGCGGGCACACACUCGGAUAUCCAGACGUGA